Alternaria incomplexa is the source of this 2178-nucleotide messenger RNA. RefSeq lists its product as uncharacterized. Gene Ontology annotation, cellular component: plasma membrane. The transcript has 9 exons. Gene Ontology annotation, molecular function: nickel cation transmembrane transporter activity; 3-oxoacyl-[acyl-carrier-protein] synthase activity. Gene Ontology annotation, biological process: fatty acid biosynthetic process; nickel cation transmembrane transport. Lineage: Eukaryota; Fungi; Ascomycota; Dothideomycetes; Pleosporales; Pleosporaceae. The record is from RefSeq and is a predicted model, not a curated record. Bases 1 to 2178 code for a protein of 725 amino acids.
AUGGCACGCUUCGCACAGUAUGCCAUGGUGGCGUCCGAGGAAGCUCUCAAUGAUGCGGGAUGGUUUUCGAAGGAAGAGGCCGAUCUUGAAGUCACGGGAGUGUACAUGGGAUCUGGUAUCGGCAGUUUAGAUGAUGUGUAUGAUACCACAAUUGCUUAUGAGAAAGGCGGUUACCGAAAGGUGUCCCCGCUCUUUGUUCCACGACUGUUGAUCAACCUAGCUGCAGGCCACAUAUCGAUGCGUUAUGGGUUCAAGGGACCGAACCAUGCGGCAACAACAGCAUGUACGACCGGAGCACAUAGCAUCGGAGACGCGUCACGUUUGAUUCAGUUCGGAGAUGCAGAUGUUAUGAUAGCCGGCGGAGCUGAAUCAUGCAUUCAUCCUCUCGCCAUAUCAGGCUUUGCUAGGGCUAGAAGCCUGGCUACUGAGUUCAAUGAACGGCCCAUGGAGUCAAGUCGACCAUUCGACCGAGAACGGGAUGGUUUCGUCAUUGGAGAAGGAGCCGGAGUUGUGGUUCUCGAGGAACUCGAGCACGCAAGAAAGCGAGGUGCGAAGAUCUAUGCUGAAGUCGCCGGCUACGGACUGUCCAGCGACGCACACCACAUGACGGCACCUCGCGAAGAUGGCCAAGGCCCACGUCUUGCAAUGAAGCAUGCACUACGACAUGCCGGCCUCAAGCCAAGCGCUGUCGACUACGUGAACGCCCAUGCGACGAGCACCCCACUAGGUGAUGCUGCGGAGAACCGAGCCAUCAAAGAGCUUCUGCUUGGCGAAGACGGAAAGGAUAGAGCUUGUGAAAUCAAUGUGAGCAGUACAAAAGGUGCGGUCGGACAUCUUCUGGGUGCUGCAGGGAGCGUUGAGACUAUUUUCACAAUUCUUGGAAUGCAUCACAACAUCCUACCUCCGACUCUCAAUCUUGAGAAUCCAGGAGAUCCGGCGGUUGACUUCAACUGCAACUACGUCGCCAAUGCCGCUCAACAGCACAGAACACCCUACCUCAGAAGGCUCCCAUUCGCGGCAAUCGCAAUCAUCAUCACCCUCGUCGCUGUAAACCUCCUUGUUUGGGCGGCAGUUGGUAUAGUCUUACACUGGCAUACGCCACUGAUCUCGACAGCAAUCCUCUCAUACACUCUGGGCUUGCGCCAUGCCCUGGAUGCAGAUCAUAUUUCGGCGAUCGAUCUCAUGACUCGCCGUCUGGUUGCUGCAGGCCAGCGGCCAGUGACGGUUGGAAUGUUCUUCAGUCUCGGACAUUCUACCAUCGUCAUCAUCACGUCGCUCAUCGUUGCAGGAACUGCAGCGGCGGUGUCAGACAAGUUUGACAAUUUCGAGCGUGUCGGUGGCAUCAUCGGCACUUCUGUCUCUGCUGCUUUCUUGUUGCUCCUUGGUCUUAUGAACAUCUACAUUCUGUACAAGCUCAUAGUACAGAUGCGAAAGAUGGUUUCGAGCGACCCUGGUAGUGAGCACGAACAGUUCAAGAUACAGGGCGGCGGUUGCCUCUUCCCGAUAUUGCAGAAGCUCUUCAAGUUGGUCGACCGACCCUGGAAGAUGUAUCCUCUGGGUGUACUUUUCGGGCUAGGUUUCGACACUUCUUCCGAGAUCGCUAUCCUAGGAAUAAGUUCGAUUCAAGCCACGAAGGGGACAUCAAUUUGGCUGAUCUUGAUCUUUCCACUGCUCUUCACAGCAGGCAUGUGCCUUCUCGAUACCACCGAUGGUGCGCUGAUGAUGAGUCUGUACACAAGCACGCAACUUGCGCGCGACCCGAUCGCCAUUUGCUACUACAGCAUUGUGCUAACAGUCAUUACCGUGGUUGUCGCGACCAUCAUCGGGACAGUGCAGUUCCUCAAUCUGGUGCUCAACGUUGCCGAGCCGCAUGGCAAGUUUUGGGAAGGCGUCGAAAAGCUGGGCGAUGCUUGGGAUAUAGUUGGCGGAGCUAUAUGCGGUACAUUUAUCGUUUUCGGUGGUCUCAGUGUUCUGCUGUACAAGCCUUGGAGACGUCGCAUCGAUAGGAAAAGAGUCAACAAUGCGCACUUUGAGCCAUUACCCCAGGAAAAUGAUGUGCCCGGCUCCGACGAAGAGCACAACCGAGGGAUCGUCCCAUCGAGUACGACACAGGCAAAAGCGGUGGAGGUGAACAUCGAGCCAGUAGAAGCCAUAGGCGCUGGUCCUGCACGUUGUUGA